Messenger RNA from Rangifer tarandus platyrhynchus (Svalbard reindeer), 324 nucleotides. The record is from the annotation of a GenBank genome assembly. Lineage: Eukaryota; Metazoa; Chordata; Mammalia; Artiodactyla; Cervidae.
AUGCCAACCAAAGAACAGGAAGAAAGAAUUAUCUAUUCCACCAUUACUGGAAUCAAGACAUGUGCUAUUAAUGGAAACAUUUACUGUGUGCCUAUUUCCUUCGUGGCUCAGUUAGUAAAGAGACCACCUGGCUUUGUAGGUGGAGAAAGCAGUGGCACCCCACUCCAGGACUCUUGCCUGGAAAGUUCCAGGGACAGAGGAGCAUGGUGGGCUGCAGUCCAUGGGGCUGCUAAGAGUCGGACACGACUGAGCGACUUCACUUUCACUUUUCGCUUUCAUGCAUUGGAGAAGGAAAUGGCAACCCACUCCAGUGUUCUUGCCUAG